Messenger RNA from Annulohypoxylon truncatum, 1467 nucleotides. RefSeq lists its product as uncharacterized. The transcript is spliced from 2 exons. Bases 1 to 990 code for a protein of 329 amino acids. Lineage: Eukaryota; Fungi; Ascomycota; Sordariomycetes; Xylariales; Hypoxylaceae. The record is from RefSeq and is a predicted model, not a curated record.
AUGUUUGAGCCUCAGUGGCAGGAGCUUUCGCGAAAGCGCCAAAGAGAGGAGGAGGAGGGUGAAGGUCAGGUCAACAUAGGCGAUGCCAUGAAUGGAACCCUAGGCUUCACUGAACAUCGCAAUAAACGUCUUCAGUCUCUUCCUCUGCGCACAUCGCCGACCCAGAAGCAAUGGGCAGGAGCCCCGGAUUUCCCAGUUGCGACAUCAGCAACAACUCCUCCCGCUUCUAUCAGCCCGACCGAUUCUGACUCCGAGGAUGCGCAAUAUCGGCAGCAGGCAAAUUUGUCGAUGGACGUAGAUAGAGAUAUGGAUAUGAUGGUCGAUUCAUCCGAACGUUAUCAGACCGGCCCAUCCCACACAGACUUCGUCGACCCAAGCAUUGCCGGACGAAUGCCUACGCCUAUACAUUGCACCUUUGCCGCGCAAGUAAGGGGGAACAACUGGGGUCCUAUGAAUCAGACGAUGCAUACGGCGAACGGGUCGAUUGAUGCUGCGGCGACAGAAGCCCAGCCAUUCCCCACGUGUCACGACGAAUCCUCGGUGCCCAGGUCAUUGGGAGGUUCUGCCGAAUGGUCUAUGGUGCAAAACCGGCGUCUUCCGUCCCCUAUUAGUGAAAGUGGCGGCGAAGAGACUCCGACGAGCCCAGGCAUGGUUUUGGACUCUCGACAGCCUCAGCGGCCUUAUUUGCCUCACAUGCCCCAUUCGACCAACCCUCAUGCUAUGCCCAUGCAUCCCAACAUUCAGACUGUUCCUCCAACCACGGAUAACGAUUCUGGUAUGACGGAUGCUGAUCCCGGCUCCUCCCCUUCCUCCGCACCGGCUACGCCAUCGCCAAGAGGAAAAUAUGGCCACUCGCGCAGCAAACACACCCUUAACAACUGGACUCUACAACCAGGCAUGAAGAAGUCAUUCAGUAUAGGUUACCGAGCAGACUGCGAGAAAUGCCGCAUGAAGAUUCCAGGCCACUUCAACCACAUUAUUAUCUCUUAGUAUGGAAGUGAUGGAGGGCCACACUUUUGGUUCAAUGGCAAGAAGGGUGUUUCUGCCAAGGAUAAACAAAUAAUUGCACAAAUACGCCGAAACGGGAAGGACCAAGAUAAGACUACACCCACAGUCUUUAACCCCUCCGACUCGCUGCUGGAUACAUGUGGGAUAAAAUCCAAACAGAAUGCUGGACGGCGUUCGCGCAUGGGGUUCUGAUUCUUCUUUGGAUUGCUGGACUCCCCUCGGCUGAUGCACUAUGUGGAGUGCGGCUUAGGCAGUGAUUAAAGAGAAUCAACCCCCCCUUUUCUUUUCCACGUCACUUUACUACAAUCCUGAGGCAACCGAUAAUUAAUCGGGAUACCCAAGAGCCUUACGGCACAUGAUUUCCUACUAGUUGCAUCCAAAGGCGUUCUCGGGACGCAAACACUACGCUACAUGCUACAGCGUGGCUUUUCUUGUUUCCUACAGUCGCUCGGAUAACAU